CUCCGCUGAUGUAUCGUGGUGAUAUAAAAUCUGUGUAUUUGUUUUUCCCUUGGGCCCCCGAGAUCGACUAGCCCUCCCACAUCAUGGAAACUAUUCGAGACUCAGCAUUUGGGAAGCUAGUACGCAUCUUCAGCAGGAAGCGAUGGCUACGUUAUCCCGAAGAGAAUGAUACGGGCAUGUGGACCGAGUACCUGAAGACAGAGAAACAGGUCAAAGAUGAAGAAGCAGCAGCCUCUGAAAGCGAUCACGAAAACCUCGGUCUCUAUACUGUUCUUUCGCAGGCGUCCAGAGCAUCACGCCGCCUAUCAACCGCGUCAACAGCUAGGCAUGACGGGGCAGAAGGAGCGCAUCCAAAUUCCAAUGCAUCACUUGUCAUAGAUUGGAGCGGGCCGGAUGAUCCUGAGAACCCGCAGAACUGGAGCACAUUCAAGAAGCUGUUUGUUAGCAGCUUGAUCUGGCUUCUGACUUUCGCUAUCUACAUCGGCUCGGCGAUAUACACCCCUGGCAUCCCCGGCGUCAGUGAGCAGUUCGGAGUGAGCAGUGUGGCUGCCACGUUGGGACUGACCCUGUUCGUGUUGGGAUAUGGCUUGGGCCCAAUGGUCUGGUCUCCCCUAUCGGAACUCCCUCCAGUCGGUCGAAGCCCUACCUACGUCCUUACACUGUUCGUCUUCGUCUUCUUCCAAUUUGCCGUCAUCUACGCCACAAACUUCGGAAUGCUUCUGGCCUUUCGAUUCCUUACCGGCUUCAUUGGAUCCCCAGCUCUCGCCACUGGCGCCGCAUCGAUGGGUGAUAUCUGGAAUCCUAAGAUGCGCGACUACAUGAUCAUCAUAUGGGGAGCAUUCGCCAUCUCUGCACCAGUCCUAGGACCCCUGGUAGGCGGAUUCGCAGCACAAGCAGAAGGAUGGAAAUGGACCAUAUGGCAGCUCCUCUGGGUCUCCGGCUUUGCUUUGGUUCUCCUAUUCUUCUUCCUCCCGGAGACAUUUGCACCCAACAUCCUCUACCGGCGAGCUCGUCGUGUCCGCCAGAUCACCGGCAACUCCAACUACCGCUGCGAAGCCGAGAUCGAGGUCGCCAACAUGAGGAAGAUGGACAUAAUCUUCGAAGCCCUCGUCCGCCCCUUCGAACUCUGCUUCUUCGAACCCAUCGUUCUAAUAAUGAACCUCUACAUCGCCCUAAUCUACGGCAUCCUCUACAUCUGGUUCGAAGCCUUCCCCAUAAUCUUCAGCGAAAUCCACGGCUUCAACACCGGCCAAAGCGGCCUCGCCUUCCUCGGCAUCCUGAUCUCCACCUGCGCCAUCACCAUCCCCUGCUACUUCUGGUGGAAAUGGAAAUAUCAAGCCAAACACUUUGACGAGAACUGGAACAUCACACCAGAAAGACAGCUGCCCCCAGCCUGCGUCGGAUGCUUCGCUCUCCCCAUCUCUCUCUUCUGGUUCGGCUGGACGGGCCAAUUCGCUUCCGUGCAUUGGAUUGUGCCGAUCAUUGCAUCGAUGUUAUUCGCGGUCGGUGGGUGUCUUAUUUUCAACUGCAUUUUUUGUUACCAGGCGCAUGCGUAUCCGAAGUAUGCGGCAUCGGUGCUGGCGGGAAAUGAUUUCUUGAGGUCGUCGUUCGGCGCGGGGUUUCCGUUGUUUGCUACCGCUAUGUUUCAUAAUCUGGGAGUCGGGUGGGCGUUUUGGGAGGAGGUUGAGGAUGGCGAGUAG
Messenger RNA from Aspergillus piperis CBS 112811, 1700 nucleotides. RefSeq names its product MFS transporter. The coding region runs from base 84 to 1700 and encodes 538 amino acids. The record is from RefSeq and is a predicted model, not a curated record. Gene Ontology annotation, molecular function: fluconazole transmembrane transporter activity. Gene Ontology annotation, biological process: xenobiotic detoxification by transmembrane export across the plasma membrane. The transcript has 5 exons. Lineage: Eukaryota; Fungi; Ascomycota; Eurotiomycetes; Eurotiales; Aspergillaceae.